Molecule: messenger RNA, 6384 nt
Organism: Melanotaenia boesemani (Boeseman's rainbowfish)
Lineage: Eukaryota; Metazoa; Chordata; Actinopteri; Atheriniformes; Melanotaeniidae
Gene: lrch3
Product: leucine-rich repeats and calponin homology (CH) domain containing 3
Exons: 21
Coding region: 41-2230 (729 amino acids)
Molecular function (GO): protein binding
Source: RefSeq, a predicted model, not a curated record
GUUAGCCGUUAGCACUGUAAGCUAACAGCCGGAGUGCAUAAUGGCGGCCUCGGUGAUAUUGGGGUCUGCGGACAGCACCGGACUCAGCUUUACGGUCGGAGGCGGCAGCAGCACUGUGAAUGUUUUAAUCGGGAACUCUAACGGUCUGGGACCGGCCGGCCCGGCACCUUGGAACCGUUCUCUGGACCGGGCGCUGGACGAAGCCUCGGUCACUGGGUGCCUAAACCUCAGCGGCAGGAAGCUGAAGGAGUUUCCCCGGAGCGCCGCCAACCACGACCUGACCGACACCACCAGGGCCGAUCUGUCCAGGAACCGGCUGUCCGACCUUCCUCUGGACGUUUGUCUCUUUGUGUCCCUGGAGAGUCUGAACCUGUACCAGAACUGUCUCAGGUCUCUUCCUGAUGGUCUGAUGAACCUGCAGGCCCUGACGUACCUGAACCUCAGUCGGAACCAGCUGGCGGUCCUCCCCCCAGUGGUCUGCAGCCUCCCCCUGAAGGUCCUGAUCGCCUGCAACAACAAGCUGGUUUCUCUACCCGAGGAACUGGGUCGACUGAGACACCUGACAGAGCUGGACGUGAGCUGUAACGAGAUCCAGGCGUUACCGUCUCAGAUGGGUCAGCUGGAGGCGCUGAGAGACCUGAACAUCCGGAGGAACCACCUGGUCCGACUGCCUCCAGAGUUGGCCGAGCUUCCUCUGGUCCGUCUGGACUUUUCCUGCAACAAGGUCACCUCCAUCCCCGUCUGUUACCGCCGACUCACCCACCUGCAGACUAUCAUCCUCGAUAACAACCCGCUGCAGAACCCGCCUGCACAGAUCUGCAUCAAAGGGAAGGUCCACAUCUUCAAAUACCUGAACCUGGAGGCCAGCAAGACCACGCCGGACCUGCCCGAGUACGACAGACGACCUCUGACUUCCUGUGUUGACGAGCUGUAUCCGGUACGUCUGUAUGGAGCGCUGGACUCAGGCUUCAACAGCGUGGACAGCGGAGACAAGAGAUGGCUGGGCAACGAGGCUUCAGAGGAGCUGUCCGAGCUGCGAACCAACGAGACCGGCAAAGACCAGAAGCACAGAGGAGGAGCACCUCUGCUGACUAAUGGAACAUAUGUGGAGUUGGAGCAGAUCGACUUCAUCGACAGCUGUGUGGAGGAAGACGAGGAGGCAAAGAGCCGAGGAAGGGGGGGAGGGGGAAGGGACAGCAGCAGCCUCAGCUCUCAGUUCAUGGCGUACAUCGAGAGACGCAUCACCAGAGAGGGUUCUCCUGUAAAAAACAGCCCAUCCAGGACAGAAGACACGAAGAGACACAGCAGGAGCAUGGUCGAUGGAGUCACGCCGCCCUCCAUCUGCCAGAGAGGAGGUGUGGAGCGAAUGAGGAGGGAGGCUCAGCUCGCCGCUCUGAGGUACGACGAGGAGAGACAGAAAAGCCGCUCGGUGCAGAGAGACACAAGCUACACCAAGCAUAAAUCAGCUCAGAGUCCAACGAAGUCUGGUUCUGAUUCUGAGAAUGUCUGCCCCUCCAGACGCUCCACCCACACAGAUGACUCCGCCCUCUUUAUGUCUGUGUCUGCAGACGACUGUCGCUCCCUUGCUUCUGAUAGCUCCGCCUCUUCCUGUCUGCUGCAGCAGGGGGAGGACCGAGCCACUCUCUCUCCAACAGCCAAUCAGUCGCCAUCUUACCCAGGCUCAGGAGGCGUGGCCUCCUGUCGGACAGCAAGUGUGAGACCAGAGAGCUUCCUGUACCGUCUCGGCCAGAGAGAAGACAAGAGGAAAGGAGAUGCCGCACCUCCUCAGAGCCAGCAGGAGCCGCCUCCUCCUCCUCCACCUCCUCUGGUUGGCGAAGAUGCUGAGCUGGUGGAUCAGCUCAGAAAGAACAUCGAGGCUCGCCUGAAGGUGUCGUUGCCUAGCGACCUGGGAGCAGCUCUGACGGACGGCGUGGUGCUGUGCCACCUGGCCAAUCACGUGAGGCCACGGUCUGUCCCCAGCAUUCAUGUCCCCUCCCCUGCUGUGCCUAAACUCACCAUGGCCAAAUGUCGACGGAAUGUAGAAAACUUCCUGGAGGCGUGUCGCAGGAUUGGAGUUCCUCAGAGUCAGUUGUGUCUUCCUCUUCACAUCCUGGAGGAGCGAGGGCUCCCCCAGGUGGCCGGAACAGUCAGCGCGCUGAUCAGCCUGGCCCUGCCCAGACAGUCUGUCUCCAUGGCAACACCCGGACCCGGACCCUCUGUCACCAUUUAGAUAGAUCGCUGCCUGCAGUAAAUCAGCCAAUCAGAGCUCGCUGUACUUCACAACCUGACAAUGUAAACAAAUUAUGUCAUUUGUUUAUAAAAAAAAACGGGACCGCCCAUCUGGGGGUUCUGGUCUUCACUGGUGCCAUGGUUACAGUAUCUGCGCUCCUAUUGGUCCAUGUCAGAGACUAAAUAAUGAUGUGUGGAAGCCCAUAUCUGCCAGAAAGAGAGAAAAUAAAGAUGCAAACAUAGCUUAGAUUUAGGAAAGAAAAUAUCCAUGUUUGGUUCUGCUGCAUGUUCGGACCCGGUCAGAGUGGACUUAACGUCCUCGUCCCGGUUUGAACUCUUUUUGACCUUUAAUAAAAAGCGACGACAAAAAGUUUGACUGCAGAUGUUCAGUUAAACUUUGUAAUUUUAUCUUUUUAUUUAAAAAGCGACUCAAAGAAAAAACAGUAGAAAAGUUUAGAGUAAGAAUGAAAGAAAAAGUAAAAGAUUUUAAAUAUCCUUUUAUUACAUUUUAACUGAAUUUUAGGACAGAAAAGUCAGAUUUUUGUGUUUUUAAAUUGAAUUUUAACUUUUUUUUAAUUUAUUCUCUUUUAACUGUAUUUAUUUAUUUAUUUUUUAACUGGCAGAAAUAGGCUUCCGUACUGAACCGACAGGUGAGCCGUCAGGUAGAUGCAGCCGUUAGAAAACUGAUAAACCAGCAUGUGGUUCUGAUGGAGACAUGUUCGGAGCUGAACACAGGUCGCGUGACCAGUCCCUGGACUUGUCUCAGGUGUGAAUGUUUUCCAGGUGAGCAGGAUACCAGACAAUAAUCUUUGAUCAUUUCUGGUAAUUGGAAGCUGUUUGGCUUCUGGGGUAGAAACUAAAUAUCUUUCAGAUGGAAAUUCGUGGUCGCCGCCGGUUACCGUUAAGAUUCCCGUUAAAUGAGAUUCAGGGAUGUUUUGUUUUUAACGAAGGAAACAGAAAAUCUUCAUUCUUGGCUUUUUUUGCACAUAUUAAUGAUUUAAACAUUAAACCGUUUAAAUCUUUUUGAGAUGUUUGUUUUUAACAAACAAGAUGAGGACAAAAUAUUAAGGAAAACAGAAAAAUGUUUAGAGCUAAAUGUGUUUUUAUAUAUAAAUAUAUAUAUAUAUAUAUAUAUAUAUAUAUAUAUAAUGUGUGUGUGUGUGUGUUUUCUUUCUCUGCCCUGACGACCUUAUUUACCGUCCAUCAGUAGUUUUAUCUAGAAAUAAUCACAAUAAUUACCUCCUUUUUUUUCUUUGUAAAUGCAUGUUUACAAUAUUUCUGAGCUUUGUUCCAGAUUUUAGUUUAAUAUUGAUUAACAAAUUAUUAAAACAAAGAUAAUAGAACAUAUUAUUUAUUUCAAUAUUAAUAUAUUUGAAACCAGAUUACAUAAGUUUGCUUUGUAAAUUAGCCUUUAGCUAACACAGCUACUGUUAAAUGCUAACAAAGCUAACAUGGUAUCAUAGCACACUUUCUAACACUACAGCAGCUUCCUGCUAAAAUUACUUGUUCUGAAAUAACAUUUCUGAAGCAAACAAGCUACAGUUAGCAUGCUGCUAAAAGCGACGAUAUUACGGUGCGUUCGAUUUGACUCGGAAGUGGGAUUUGGAAUGAUUUGGAUUGUUCCAAAUGUCCUCGGCAUUCCAAGGAUUAUUUUUGCCACUAAGUGAUCUUGUUUUCCAAAUGGUAAAUUCAUAAGGUUCAAAGGACCCCGAGAUUCCAGAUUUAAAGAUGGCUGCUCCCUGUCCCGUUUAGUCAGUCCACGGUUGUCUUUAUUAAAACUCUUCAUGUGUAAACAGCAAUGAGUCGGUAUUGAUAAUUAUGUUGUUAAGCCGGCUUGUUCGCAGAAAAUCACGUCAACAUGUGGUUUAAACUGGCUGCUGUUCUCACGGCGACGUUUUUACAACAGGCUUGUGAUUUUCUAGGUUUUAUACGGUUUCGUAGAAGCUCACAAAUUGGCUUCUUUGGAGGCAUCUGUUUUUCUGAUCUACCUGCUGACGUCUCCAUCUGCCCACCGCUCGGAAUUCCAAGACAACUGGAAUGCAUCAUAAAAACGUUUGUGUCGACAGAGUUGGAAGUCCGGCUGAAGUCGGGGUCGGUGGGUUUGCCGCGCUUUCCAAGUUGGAUAUCAGACUUCACAUUGUAUUUCCAACUGGAAAAAUUCGACUUCCGAGUACAAAUCAAAGGCACUGUUAACAAAGAUUUUAAUUCCUGUUGAUGUAAACUUCAAGCUAACAUUCUUAGCUUGAUUCAUAUGAGCCCCAAAACGCUAACUUUUGAUAAUUGUUGCUGAAAACACGCUGCAAUAUAAAAAUGCUAAUUUACAUUAUCUGUGAACAUUAGCUGUACUUGCUAACUUAAAAAUAAAAGUAGAGAAGCUCUCUGCUAAUGAUACGGAGAAGCUUAAAAUAGCAGCUGGAUUGCUGCUGCUAGUAUUAUGGAAAUGGUUCAAGCUAAUGCGGCUACCUUUUGGCAGGGGUUUACAUUGAGGGAAGAAGCUAAAUGCUAAUGUUGUGUUUAUGCUAACUCUGCUAACAGUUCUAGUAACAGUUAGCUUCAAGACAUCUAAAGCUGGUUAAGUUGUGUUGAAGUAAGUUGAUAAGUUUUUAGACUGUUAACGAACCGUCUGCUAGUUAGCGUCUUCAGCUAAGCUAAGUUUAGCUAACGCUGCGUACUGUCAGUGGUCUCAAACACUACUGCAGCUGUCUUGGGAUAAAUGUUGAAGUUCAGUCUUCUAAUAAUGCUAAACACUAAUGAUAGUAAACAAACUUUGUUUAGUAAUCAGGAUUUUAUUAUAUUUAGCAAACCGUUCCACAGGUCUGGGGCAGACGCCCAGAAAGAUCCGUCACGUCUGGAGACGAGUCCAGGAGCUGCUGGGUGGAGGACCUCAGAGCUCUGACUGGAACCUGUUGGUUUACUUAAAUAUGAAAGGACUGGAACUGGUCUGGUACCAGGACUGGUACCAAAACUGGUCAGAUGGAGGGUUUUGUGUACCAUAAAUUUUGUUCUCAGCUCAGGUUUUAAUGUCUCCAUCAGAUCCCAGCAGGAACUUCGGACGUUCUUACAGUUUCUUUCUGACGGGCACCAGAUGAGGAUGAUGAGGAUGAUGAACCCUGAACUCUGACUUGCAGGAUUUGAGGACCCAUGGGUCCAGUAGACAGACGGACCCGUGUUUUGUUCUUUGUACAGUGUUUAAUUUUCAUAAGGUCAGCUGUUGUUGUUUGUUCUGUUGCUCUGAUGGAGGCUUCAGGUGGAUCAUGUGACCCGGCUGCAGGUGUCAGGCUCUUUGAUCACCUGGGUGGUCCUCACGUGGAGACACGCCUGAGCCUGGAGGUCGCGCCGGGACAUUUUUCAUGUUGAAAAGCUGACCUGACGAGUGGCUUGGCUCCACAUAUAUCCUGUAAAUAUAUACAUACAUAGAUAUUUCUGUAUAUGAGGCUGUAACCUGUGUGUUGCCAUGGCGAUGCAGUUUGUCAGAGGUUACGUCGCCAUGGCAACUCCUAAUUGAUUGUUUCAAGGAGUUAUUUUCUCCUCCUGUUCUCACUCCACCUCUUCACUUCAGCUGACUCAGCACUUUUCAGACAGAAAUCUAAAAUACAGGUCCGGCUGGCCUCCAGGCCUGGUCCGAGGGUCCGGCUGGUCUCCAGGCCUGGUCCGAGGGUCCGGCUGGUCUCCAGGCCUGGUCCGAGGGUCCGGCUGGCCUGGUCCGAGGGUCCGACUGGCCUCCAGGCCUGGCCCGAGGGUCCGGCUGGUCUCCAGGCCUGGUCCGAGGGUCCGGCUGGCCUGGUCCGAGGGUCCGACUGGCCUCCAGGCCUGGCCCGAGGGUCCGGCUGGUCUCUAGGCCUGGUCCGAGGGUCCGGCUGGCCUGGUCCGAGGGUCCGACUGGCCUCCAGGCCUGGCCCGAGGUUCCGGCUGGCCUCCAGGCCUCAUUGCCUUUGCUGAUGGGAAGAGAAACUAAAACCAAGACGUUGGAUUUCGCGUGACCUGGAUGGACAUGGAUGUUAGAGACGGAGGAGAGGAGGGUCCUGUAGGUCAUGUGACGCGCUGCUUUUAAAGGACAUUCCACCACUUUUAAAGGAGGACGAAAAAUUUUUUCACUUAUUUUUGGAUGAAACCUGUAGAAAAAUCUGAAAAACAUUAAACAUUCAUCUGAAACGU